AUGCUAAGUAAUGAAACCAUCUCAGGGUUGGGAUUUCUUCAUCUUUGGGGAAACCAGUUAACUGGAGAUAUACCAGAUUGCUGGAUGAAAUACUCAUCUUUACAAUACUUGAAUAUAGGCAAUAACAUGUUUUCUGGAACUAUCCCAAAUUCUGUCGGUUUUCUUACAGGAUUGACGUCUUUGAAUCUACACAACAACGAAAUUUCAGGCCAAAUACCUUUUUCAAUGCGUAAUUGCACGAGAUUGGUGAAGAUCGACCUCGCUAACAAUGACCUUGAUGGAAGCAUACCAACAUGGAUGGGAACAAGCCUACCCGAAUUGAUGAUUCUCAUUUUGCGCUCGAACAAUUUGAGUGGUGAGAUCUCUCCAGAUAUAUGCCACCUAAACCACCUUCAGAUCUUGGAUCUUUCGGACAACAGGUUUUCUGGAAUAAUACCUAGGUGCACCGACAACUUUACUGCAAUGGCCACGAAAAGAAGUUUGGCCGAAUAUGGCACUGGAGAACUAGACUUUAAUACAUACUUGGGUUUCUUUCAGGACAGUGCAACAGUCACCACAAAAAGAAAUGAGUUACGAUAUGACACCAUUGUUGCAUUGGUUACUAACAUUGACCUUUCCGAGAACAAUUUGUCGGGAGAUAUUCCAAAGGAGUUGACAAGUCUAACAGAAUUGAGAUCAGUCAACCUGUCUGGGAAUCACUUUACUGGAAUUAUUCCUAGUAAUAUUGGAGACAUGAAGCAACUAGAAUCUCUCGAUCUGUCGAGAAACUCUCUAUCCGGUGAAAUGCCAAAUAGCUUCAGAGGUAUGUCAACUUUGAAUUAUCUAAAUGUCUCUUACAAUAACUUAACAGGAAGAAUACCAGAAAGUACCCAACUCCGGGGAUUCAAUGCUUCGAGCUUUAUCGGUAACAACCUUUGUGGGCCUCCAUUGACAAGCAAUUGCAGCAGCUCUGAUGGACCAUUGAAGAAAGAUGAUAAUCACUAUAAAUCUUCUUCUUCUUCUUCAUCAAAGAUAGAGUGGUUAUAUGUGUUUGUGUCUUUAGGAUAUGCUGUCGGACUUUCAAUUUUUUGCACAACGUUGUUGUUGAAAAAAUCGUGGAGGGAAGCAUAUUAUGAGUUUAUGGAAAAUAUGUGGAACAGAGUUUCUGCGUAUUUCUAUAUAAAAUGGAGAAAGCUCACAAAACCCUCAGGUUGA
Molecule: messenger RNA, 1194 nt
Organism: Erythranthe guttata (spotted monkey flower)
Lineage: Eukaryota; Viridiplantae; Streptophyta; Magnoliopsida; Lamiales; Phrymaceae
Source: RefSeq, a predicted model, not a curated record